Nicrophorus vespilloides is the source of this 621-nucleotide messenger RNA. RefSeq lists its product as uncharacterized. The coding region runs from base 60 to 440 and encodes 126 amino acids. NCBI's taxonomy places the organism in Eukaryota, Metazoa, Arthropoda, Insecta, Coleoptera, Silphidae. The transcript has 3 exons. The record is from RefSeq and is a predicted model, not a curated record.
CAAAACGUACGAAACUUUCGCACAAACAUCAUUGUUUUAGUGCCUUUUGUAAAUGGAAAAUGGGAUGGUCUGUUGUGUCACGGAUGGAUGAACUAUGUGCCAGGGCGCAUAUGCACCCUCCUCCACCCCUCUUUGAAUCGACGCCCCAAAACUGUUUGUUCCGAAACCCCGUUUCAACCCUCAUCGCAGAUAUCACAAACUUGUUGUCCCGGCCAACCCAGUUGCACCGAGAAGAGCAUAGCAGUCGUCUCCGGCAGUUUCUGACCCGGGGUUUUCGGGGCUCCUCGAUUAAUAAAAAAAAGAACAUGGUCAAAAAAGGCGAACAACAACAACAACAAAAAAGAAGGUACACCGUCGGCCGUGUGCACAGAACUGGUUUCGGCGAGAGCCCGAACCGAUUGACCGAUCAGGAAUUCGAGAAAUCCCAAGAAGUCCGCUGAAUUUCGCCACGGAAAGCUCGAUUUAUACCGCAACAAUUGUGCUGCAACAAUAACAAACGACGGACGAGGAAAUUGCCAAUCGAAAAUGGCUUUUUUUUUGGGGUAAGUACCAUAAAUAUUUUUGUACAACUUGAAAAAAUAUACACAAACAUUAGACGCGUCAACAAAUUGAUCGAAAACU